CAUUCUUUCUUUACUGUCAGGUUCUAAUGCCUCCAUAUUGUCGAGUCUAUGCUCAAGAAAGGAAAUUUAAGUGUCUCACAUUGUUGACCUCAACAAUCCCUAGUAUCCAAACGAGCUUCUUUUAGUGGUGUGUAGUGUCCCAUUGGGACCACUCAGUGAGAAUUGUGUGCUGCAUCACAUGGUUGAGCUCAACAAGUUGUGCCCUAACAAGCUUUAAGUGCUGCAGAGUUAAGUUUCCCCCUGUAACCAAUCAAGAUGAGUUUUCUAAAGAUAUUUGGAGGGAAGAAGAAAGAUGCACCCCCAACCACUGGAGAUGCCAUCCAAAAGCUCCGCGAGACAGAGGAAAUGUUAAUAAAAAAACAGGACUUCUUAGAAGCCAAGAUUGCACAAGAACUCCAAAAUGCCAAAAAGCAUGGCACCAAAAAUAAGAGAGCUGCCAUCUCUGCUCUGAAGCGAAAAAAGAGGUAUGAGAAACAGCUCCAGCAAAUUGAUGGCACCCUGUCAACAAUCGAAAUGCAGAGGGAGGCUUUGGAAGGAGCGAACACGAACACAGCUGUUCUCACCACAAUGGAUGAAGCUGCCAAGGCUCUCAGAGCUGCACAUAUGCACAUGGAUGUUGAUAAGGUCCAUGACAUGAUGGAUGACAUUGCGGAACAACAAGAAGUGGCCAGGGAGAUCUCAGAUGCAAUCUCCAACCCAGUGGCCUUUGGUCAGGACAUUGAUGAGGAUGAACUUGAGAAGGAAUUGGAAGAACUGGAGCAGGAGGAAUUAGACAAGGAACUGAUCAUGGCAGAUACCCCAACAAUGCUUCCGAACCCUCCCACGGCAGAACCAGCUGUACCCGCUCGACCUUCUCGCCCAGUUCCUGCAAGACGUCAUGCAGAAGAAGAUGAUGAAGACAUGAAAGAGCUGGCUGCCUGGGCAUCAUAAAAGUGGGCAUAGCAGAUGCAGUGUAAAUGAAUGUGCCUCAUGUGAUACCAAUGGACACAGCAUCCUGAUUCACUCACAAUAAUACAGGCUUUGGUUGAAAAGAAGGUGAAGUAUGAAUUACCAGAGUGCUUUGCAUCUUUCCAUUCCCUCAUCUGCUUGAAACUUGAUGAUUUUUAGAGAUUCUAUUGUGCAGUCUCUGUGACAGUUCACAGUGGUCAUACUGUUCUUUCUGGAAAUAAAUGUCUAGCCCUGCUGCCUUUUUCCUGAUUGUGGCUAAUUUUUAAAAAUUGUUUGAUUCUCUGCCCC
This is a messenger RNA of Darwinula stevensoni, 1236 nucleotides long. The record is from the annotation of a GenBank genome assembly. NCBI's taxonomy places the organism in Eukaryota, Metazoa, Arthropoda, Ostracoda, Podocopida, Darwinulidae.